Drosophila innubila is the source of this 7776-nucleotide messenger RNA. It is a transcript of the gene cno, whose product is annotated as afadin. The record is from RefSeq and is a predicted model, not a curated record. Gene Ontology annotation, biological process: signal transduction; regulation of protein localization. Gene Ontology annotation, cellular component: adherens junction. The coding region runs from base 609 to 7082 and encodes 2157 amino acids. Gene Ontology annotation, molecular function: cell adhesion molecule binding. The transcript is spliced from 19 exons. Lineage: Eukaryota; Metazoa; Arthropoda; Insecta; Diptera; Drosophilidae.
UGUUUUGAUUGUCUCGCUUGCAUCGCUUUUCGUUUCGCUAUCCGUUUUGAGUUCCAAUUCAGUCGUCGUCGCUUUCAAACGUGUAACGCGCGUGGUUCGCGCUUUGUUCGUUUUACAAAAUUCGUUGAAUUUCCAAGAAAAUAAAUUGCAACAUCAACAACGCAACAAGUGUAAAAGUGUUGUGCAUAUAUUUCAAAUAUAUUAUAGUGCAAAACAAGUGCUCAAUCAAUUUGUUGCUCGCCAUAAAGUUUUUUUCUGUUUGGAUUUGCAUUCUUUUUUGAUCUGCGCGAUCUGUGCGUCAAAAUGUGCAGCUAUAACAACAACAACGAAGUUAACAAAUGUUUAAUUGCUGCGUUAAUUUAAUUAAGCGUGGCAGCGAAUUUGUUUUUCAAUUGUGCUACUAGUGAAAAUUGUUAGUGUUUCUUUAUGCUGGGAUUAUAAACGUGUUUAUUUUGGAUUUAAAUUAGGCGGCGAAACGUGCCAAAAGUUAGCCGGAGCUACCAUCAGAAAACCGAACAACACACACAAAAGAUAAACGACGUCACACUGGAGUCACAAAUACGAUAAACAUUCCAAAAAUUCCAAUACCUCUUCCCCAGUUGUACAGUAUGUCACAUGAUAAGAAAAUGUUGGACCGCGAGGCAGUACGUUCAGUGAUUCAGCAAUGGAAUGCCAACAGAUUGGAUCUCUUUGCUCUUUCCGAGCCAGACGAAAAUCUACUCUUCCACGGGGUAAUGCGAUUUUAUUUUCAAGACGCCGGCCAGAAAGUGGCCACUAAAUGCAUUCGGGUUGCCAGCGAUGCCACAGUCACAGAUGUCAUAGAUACACUCAUUGAGAAAUUCCGUCCUGAUAUGCGGAUGUUGUCGGUGCCCAACUAUGCGCUUUAUGAGGUCCAUGCAAAUGGUGAGGAACGUCGUUUAAAUGCAGAUGAGAAGCCGCUGCUGGUGCAGCUGAAUUGGCAUAUCGAUGAUCGCGAGGGUCGCUUCCUGCUUAAGAAUAUCGAUCAGAAAACGACGCCCAUUGAGCAAUCAGAUUUAAACUUUAAACGCAAACUGUCGAAGCGCGAGAAGAAGGAGCUAAAAAAGAAGGAUAAAAUGGCAAAACUCAGCUCCGAUCUGCCACUCUCCAACGGCAGUCAACUGGGCCUUGGCAAUGGCAUUGGCAACGCCGCCUCGUCUGCACAUAUGAACGGCAAUGCGGGGGGUGGCGGUGGCAACGGGGAUGGAGGAGAUGCUGUUGCCGGGAAGUUAUACACAGAGCUGCCUGAAACGUCAUUCACACGCUCGAUCUCAAAUCCGGAGGCCGUGAUGCGUCGACGGCGACAGCAAAAGUUGGAAAAGAAAUUACAACAGUUUCGAUCCCGAGACGGCGGCCCCGAUACGGGCGGAACAUUGAAAAUUUACGGCGAGAGUCUGUGCCAGGAUGUGCCUUACAAGACGCUAUUGUUGUCCAUACGGGAUUGCGCCCAGGCGGUCGUUAGAGAAAUGCUUACCAAGUACGGAUUAGAGAAGGCGGAUCCUCUGCACUAUUGUCUCGUCCAGGUGAACAGCGAUGCCACCGAGUACAUACUUGACGACGAUGAGUGCCCCCUUUCGAUACUCAUGAAUCACCCAACGUCACGUGGUUCCAUCAUGUUUCAUGUGCGACGCCGUCCGGCGGAUUCGCAGCCGCGUCGACGCAAGAAAAAACCCCUGGGAGCUGCGAACGGAGCGAAUCAUAUGUCCGGCGAUCGGGAGGGUCCCGUUCUGGUCGAGGUGACGCACAGUGGCGAUGGCGGACGCCGCAUUAAACUGGGCAGCGAUCCGGUUGAAGUUGGUUCGGCCAAUACGAAUUGCCUGCAAUUGUUUGGACCCUCCAUACAACCAAGACACUGUCUCAUCUCGUUGUUGGAAGGUGUUUGCACCGUGACACCGUUGCACACGGAUGCGCUGACCUUCGUGAACGGCCAUCACAUUAGCCAGCCGACAAUUUUGCAUAACGGCUCUGUUGUCAUGUUCGGUCGCGUGGCAUCGUAUCGCUUCCUGGACUCACCCACAGAUGGGCGCUACAAUUUGGCCUUGUCACAAUCCCAACUGGACUCGGCAUGUCUCUACGAAAGUCGAUCACCAACAUCGCCAGGAUCAUGGAACGAUGAAGAUGGAGCGCUCAGUUCGGUGAGUAAUUUAACCAAACAUAUUCAUCCAUCUGGAAAGAAAGAGAGAGAGAAUAUUGGAGUGGAUGCCUUCAUGGUAGUAUCUUCCAACCUGCAGACGCACAAGAGCGAAUACGAGCAACAUCAGCAGCUAAAUCAAUCCUCGACGGGUUUUCAUAACAACAACAAUAACAAUAACUCGUCAGAGACACAGACGUUGCACUCGCUGCGGGAUGUGGUGGACAGUAAACAUGGCAGUCAGGAGCAGCAGCAGCAGGUGGCAUCCUCGGUGGGCAACUAUGAUGGUCAGAGUCUUGAAGGUAAUCUGGAGAAUGAAAUUAAAUCCAUAUCAAGCAUGAAAUCCGGCGGUUCCAACAGUCAGGAAAGAUCCCCGAAAUUGCCAGGUGCUGGAGGUCUUUUGGCUGGCGGCAGCGGCUCUGGCGAUAACCAAGGACAGGAGCCAAUUUUGCCAGCCGUUCUUGAAUUUCCCGAGACGCAUCAGGAGCUCUUUUUGCGUCACAUCAUCAGCGAACUGGAUGUAAAUGUGCCGCACUUUAAGCUGGCGCCAGUUUAUUCGCUUUACCUGUGUGCCAGAUACCGCGCUUCAACCCAUUACCGUCCAGAGCUUCAACCCACAGAGCGAGCCCACAAAUUGACCAUAUUUCUUCAUCAUGUGGCGAAUCUGGUCUAUGGCGUUGUCCAGGAACAGUACACGGAUCCUCGAAUUUUGGCCUUUUGGAUGGCGAACAGUUCGGAGUUUUUGCAUUUUCUCAAAUCGGAUCGUCACAUCAGCGCGUUCAGUGUUCAGGCUCAGGAGGUGCUCGCGGAGGCGGUACAAACGGCAUUUCGUAAUCUUGUCAAUUGCUUUCGAUUGGAAUUAUCGCAGACCUUGAAUCAAUUCCUUUCGGAGACAAUUGAUCAUGAUUCGGCGGCGGGACUUGUGCUCACAGUGCUUGGCUCGGCAAUGGCGUUGUUGCGACGUUGUCGUGUGAACGCCGCAUUGACCAUUCAACUGUUCUCGCAACUUUUCCAUUACAUCAAUGUCAUUUGUUUCAAUACGAUUGUGGCCAAUUCGCACAUGUGCACCGCCGAGUGGGGCAAAGUGAUGACGGAGCGUCUGCAGCUGUUGGAACUGUGGGCAGAACGACAGGGUCUGGAGCUGGCCGCCGAUUGCCAUUUGGCCAAAAUCAAUCAAUGUGCACAGUUUUUACAGGCACCGAAAUCUUCGGUCGAAGAGAUUCAGCAAUUGGCCUGUUCCUGUUUCCGUCUAAACUCACUACAAAUGAGCGCACUCCUUCAGCUGGAAAAGAUUCCACGCAAUCUUGUGGAUACAGCCAUUCGCAUGGCCGAAUCUGUGGCGGAUGAGUUAACACGUGCCGAUGGUCGUGAGGUGCGUCUGGAGGAAUCACCUGAACUCCACCUGGCUCUACUUUUGCCCGAUGAUGGCUUCAGCUGUGAUGUGGUGCGAGGCAUACCCACUGGUCUGGUCGACUUUUUAAAUCCCUUACAGCAACAGGGCAUGUGCCGCUUGGCGGCUCAGCCCACAUCGAUUGGCCUUUGGACUGUUUAUAUGCAUCAAUUUAAUCAGGCACGCAGCUCCAGCGCCAUGUCGAACAAGUUGCCCCAACCGGAGAUGCAGUUGAUAAAGCUGCACAAGAACAGCAACGGCAUGGGAUUGUCUAUUGUCGCCGCCAAAGGCGCUGGUCAGGAACGUUUAGGUAUCUACAUAAAGAGCGUUGUACCGGGCGGUGCCGCCGAUGCGGAUGGACGUCUACAAGCUGGGGAUCAAUUACUGCGCGUCGACGGACAGAGCCUGAUUGGGAUUACACAAGAACGUGCUGCGGAUUAUUUGGUGCGAACGGGUCCUGUUGUCAGUUUGGAGGUGGCCAAGCAGGGCGCCAUUUAUCAUGGACUUGCAACGCUGUUGCAGCAACCGAGUCCCGUUAUACAGCGUGGUAAUCGCCGCAUGUCCGAGCGAGAUUUGAGUCGCAUGGGGGCCGCCGAAUCGUCGAAAUCAUUGGGCGUCAUCGGUGGGCCUCUCAUUGCCAAUAGUCAUACGAGUCACAGUCUCAACCAGCACCUGAAUCUGAGCAAUAGUAAUAUCAACAAUAGCCACAAUCACAAUAACAGCAUCAAUAACAACAACAGUAGUAGCAUCAUGAAUCCCUUAGCUGCACACCUGCCCAAUAGCAAAUCGGUGCCGGCUCUGCAUCAUCACACGGGAUCUGGCAACAUAUCGCUGGCCAAUUCCAAAUCCCGCAGCACGCACAGUUUGCAUAACAAUGCAGGUGGAGGAGGCAUCGGUAUCGGUAUGGGUAUCGGAAUUGGAGGUCAACCAAAUGGCACUCACAACAAUCCAAAUGCGAAUGGGAAUCUAAAUGGCAACGAGCAGGGCUUCUAUCAGAAUUUAAGCGUGUAUCGUGCACAAAAUCAAAGUCAACCGAUUUUAAAUGAGAGAACGAACAUGUCCGCACAUGCCGCCAUGAGCGCGUACAAUGGCAAUUCCCCGCAUGCCGUCACUCUGCAACAACAACAACAGCUGCAGCAGCAACAACAACAACAGCAACCGGCAUCCCCCUACCAACAACAUUUACAACAAGCCAACUCUAAUCUGCCCGCUCGUCCCGUUUCCGCCUAUUAUCACAGCCAGCAGAGUGCACAGCUGCAACAACAACAACAGCAGCAGCAACAACAGCAGCAGCAACAGCAGCAACAUGCGCUGCAACAUCAGCAAUUUGCGCACAGCAGCAGCAAUCUAAAUGGACAACAGCAACAACAGUUGACGCUCAACAAUCGCGCCAAGAGUCAACAGAAUUUUCAGCACACGCUACGCAUGCAACAAAUGCUGGCGCCAUCCAUGCCCAACAUCAGCAACAUGUACCAGCAACAGCACCCACAUCAACAGCAGCAGCAACAGACACCGCAACAACAGCCGCCGAUGAGCGCCAGUCAAAGCAUGCAAAAUGUGAAUGAAUUUGUGCCGGGCUAUCAAAAUGGUGGACUCGAUUAUCAGCAACAUGCGCGUCGCAGUCAGCUGCAUGAGGCAGCAACGCUCUACGAGCUGCAACAGCAGCAACAACAGGCGUCGCCCAAUUUUAUAGCAUUGCCACCGAAGCCAAUUGGCAGCCUGCAAUCGCCCAGCAAGUCAGCAGCACCGCCCAGCACCGCACCCAAACCACAGCAACAACAACAGCAGCGACUGCAACAGCAGCAGCAACAACAACAACAACAGCAACAGCAGCACCUGCAACAACAACAACAACAGGUAGGCUAUAUGCCCAGUCAUGUGCUGGGCGAGGAUAAACCACCUUUGCCACCAACUACCACACAUCCGUUGUUCAAGGCAACACAGCAGCUGGCACCGGGCAUGAAUUAUGUGGCAAGUACGUUGGAUCCACCCAAAGGCAGUUAUUUGCCUGCCAAUCAGGCCAAUCAAUCGGCACGUCCGUUGCACAGCAGUGGCAGCAAUCCCUGGGAGCGUGAGGAGCGUGAAAAGGAUUUGGAAAUGAGACGUGAGCAUCUGCGUCAAUGGCGGGAGCAGCAAAUUGGGGAGCUGUCGAGCACGAUGACGCGAACGCCGCAGCAGGAGGAGCAGCUAAAGACGCUCAUAUUGGAGCGUGACUUUGAGCGACGUGCACAGGAGUUGCAGGAGCAGGAGGAUCAGGAGCAGGAGCAGCCCUACGACAAGGAUAAUGUGCAGGAGCUGAUUAGAUUAUCAGCAAGCGGUGCCAUACAAACGCCCAUCACCAGCUACCGUCAGACGGACAUCAAGUUGGCCGAGAUCAGUGAGAGCAGUCCUUCCGUUGAGUCGUUGCUGCAACAACAACAACAACAGCAACAACAACAACAGCCACAAGCACCACCUCCACCACAACCACCGUCGUCCACAACCACAAACACCCAACAGCCGAAGAGCAUAUUGAAGCACAAUCGAUAUACGGAGAGUGGAGCUGGGGGCAGUGGCAAUACAGCUGGUGGUGCUCCAUCAUCUCCAUCCAAGUCACAGAAAUCGGCGAGUUUUGCAGACGAACGUCAUCUGCAGACGGAGCAUCCCAUAUCGAGUCUAGCCAAGGAUUUGACCCAACUCUCGAUGCUCGACGAGGACAACAACAAUGAGGCGGAUGGACGAUUGGAUGGUGCUGUGCCACCACCGCCACCACCAGAGCGCAACAGCUCCUAUCUGAUAAUGUCACAACAGAAGCUACGCACUAGUGUCGGUGCAGGAGGAGCAGGAGGCAUUUCCUCAAUGGGUCUGCUCAAGACGGCGACCAGCAAUCAGGCAGCUGCUGCUGCUGCUGUCGAGAUCAAGAAGGCAUCCCUACACAGUUCCACCACCAACAACAACAACAACAAUUUGAGUGGCAGCCUCAAUAACAAUACAAUGCAGGCAUCGCCUCUAAGCGCCAUGGAACUGAAUGCUGCCUAUGUAUCGGCCACGGGCACGGGAAUGAGUCUGAUGGGCGGAUUGGGCACACCACCGCCACUUUUGCAGCGGGACAACAAGCGUGUGAGCUUCCACGAUGAGGAGAAUAAUCUGCUUCAACAACAACAACAACAACUGCAGCAACAGCAAUAUUUGCUGGACAACUACACGCUGGAGCAUCAGGAUUUGGAUACCAUACGCGAGGAUGCAAGUUAUCUGCAACACAAUCUGGAUGCCUCCAUGUUGCCCUCGAUGCCCUCCACACCGGAUGCGGCACUCUGGAACACCACCGUGCAAUCAACGCCCGGCGUCAUUGGCGCCCAAGAGGUUUACAGGGAUCCCAGACAACGUCGUUUGGCGGAGAAGCAGCAACAGCAGCAGCAACAACGAGCUGGAGAUGCGGUGCCAGAGAAGCUGUCGUUCAAGGAGAAGAUGAAAAUGUUUGCGCUGGAAUCUGGCGAGGAUAAUACGCCCAAGGAUAAGCUGAAAAUAUCGCGGGCGCAACGGGACAUUGAUGCAGUGCACUGAAAGCGGCAAAAUCAAUAGCCGAUGAUCAUUGCGAUGUACAUACAUACUUACAUAAACUAACAGAUAUAUACAUACAUACAGUACUCAGUUGAAUUGGGGGCCAAGUUGUUACGAUAAAAUAGCACAUAAUACAUAUAUUUACCAUGAUUACAUAGCACAUAUGACAAAACAAACCUAACGAAUUUGCUAAGCAAGGCAAUAACAAUCCAUAGUUAUCGCGUUUCAAUUAAUAGAUCGCAUAGUUACGUAGUACGAAUAGUUGAAGAGAAUUGAUAACAAACAAAAUGUUAACUGAAAUCAAUUACUGAAAAGCAAAAUUAGAAUAUACUAUCAUAUAUGGUAUAUAAAUAUAUAUAUAUAUAUACACACAUACAUACUUAGUACUCUAUAUAAAAUACAAAAAUAAGAAGCCUAGAAGACAGGGCAACGAAAGUUGGGCGAGCCACAAUUUGUAAAGCGGUUUUAAACAUAAUUCUUUACCUACUGCAAGUAAAUAUAUGUUUAUGUAUUAUAUAUCAAUAUAUAAAUAUAUGAAAACUGUUUCAGAUAAUUUGAAAUAUUUAGUAUUUACCUUAUCAAUAACAAUGUAAAUGAUGAGCGUUAGCUUAGAGAUAUUUACCUGGGAAUUGUGCGGAACAAAACACGAAAUGUUUACUAUUAUAGAAAAUUAUAAGCCACGACGUCAUAAAACAAA